Messenger RNA from Aspergillus pseudonomiae, 1198 nucleotides. RefSeq lists its product as uncharacterized. Gene Ontology annotation, molecular function: phosphatase activity. Gene Ontology annotation, cellular component: cytoplasm. The coding region runs from base 124 to 954 and encodes 276 amino acids. The record is from RefSeq and is a predicted model, not a curated record. NCBI's taxonomy places the organism in Eukaryota, Fungi, Ascomycota, Eurotiomycetes, Eurotiales, Aspergillaceae. The transcript has 4 exons.
AAGGUACCUUUUCCAAUACCUGUGCCCGACGCCUUAUCGCUACCCCGCUACCCCACGUUUUUAAAUUCUCGGUUUCCCAACUGACCGGCUCGACCUUAGCAUCCAUAGACUAUAGACACAAAAAUGCCUCCCGUGAUCCAUUGCGUGCGCCAUGCUCAGGGCUUCCACAACCUUUGCACAGAAAACCAUGUCAUUCGCGACCCCCUCCUCACCGACUUGGGCAACGAGCAAUGCCGCAAACUCUCUGAAAAAUUCCCCUUCCAUGACAAGAUCGAUCUCGUAACCGCCUCUCCUCUCCGCCGUACCAUCUACACCGCAUUGCAGAGUUUCGGGCCUGUUUUUGAAGCGCGAAAGGACACGAAGUUGGUUCUGCUCCCGGAUGUGCAAGAAACCAGCGAUGUUCCUUGCGACACAGGUAGUGACCCGGAUGUGCUGCGGAAGGAAAUGGAGGAAAACGGAUUGCCUGUUGACUUAACAUUGGUGCAUGAGGGGUGGAACAACAAGGCCGGUCGGUAUGCCCCGACUCACGCCGCGAUUAGAAAGCGAGCUCGCGAGGCUAGACGGUGGUUGAAGGAGAGACCUGAGAAGGAGAUCGUUGUUGUGACUCAUGGUGGAUUCUUGCAUUAUUUUACUGAGGAUUGGGAGGAUAGCAGCCAGUACCAAGGAACGGCCUGGGUUAACACCGAAUACCGUACUUACGAAUUCUCGUCUGAGGUCCACAAGACUGACGUGGAAGGCCAUGAGCUUGAGGGCGAGGAUGCAACCCUGGUUGAGACUAUCCCUUCGCGUGAACGUCGUGGCAAAGAAGGCCCGGCACCGGACCGGGAAGCUCAGAGGGCUCUGUACAAGAAAGGAACGCAGGGGUGGGAUGACCAGGGUUUGCAAUUGAGCACGGCUGAACGUGAAGCGGCCAAGGUUCCCGAGGGCAAAGAAGUUGAUGGUGUCCGUGUAUGAGCUAUUGGGAUUAUCCCCCCUCCUGUUUGAUAUCUUUUUGUAGAUAGUGUUGGAUGCUUUGUUCAUGGUUUCAUAUAGAACGGCUGCGUCUUUGUCACUGUGACGAAAGAAGUCCUGAAGAGACGGUUGGGAUAUUAUGAGGACAACUUGGAAAAUCUAAUACAUAAUUGAACAAAUCUCUUUUAUUCCCAUACAACAAUGAGCAUAAUGGCCAUUGCAAUGAAAUGCUUGUGACGUACUAAAG